AUGAAAGUUAGCUUCAAAUGGUCCAGUGUCCUUACCACACACAAUUCAGAACACCACAUUCAAACAUUUUGGCAAUUUCCUUGGCUCCUUCCGAAAAUCUCCUCUAUCAAGACAUGUUGUGCUUUUGCACUCCACAAAACUUGCAAACGCGGACCUCUUCAAAUGUUGCUCACAAGGCAGUUUAUCCUAACCCUUAUGGUCCAACCGCUGGUGGCCUCUGAGCAAACAUCAAAGCCGACGUCUCUGCACAGCUGUGUGCCCUCGCCGUCGCGGCCCAACUGGAAUCGGCGAUGA
Triticum turgidum subsp. durum (durum wheat) is the source of this 294-nucleotide messenger RNA. NCBI's taxonomy places the organism in Eukaryota, Viridiplantae, Streptophyta, Magnoliopsida, Poales, Poaceae. The record is from the annotation of a GenBank genome assembly.